Messenger RNA from Triticum turgidum subsp. durum (durum wheat), 816 nucleotides. The record is from the annotation of a GenBank genome assembly. NCBI's taxonomy places the organism in Eukaryota, Viridiplantae, Streptophyta, Magnoliopsida, Poales, Poaceae.
AUGGCGGAUCCCUACCGCUCGUACCUCCCGUCCUCCUCUCACGACAGAGUUCCACUGGGCGGUUAUCCUGGGUAUGUUCCACAUGAGGAAUCAUCCUAUUAUGCUUCAAAAAUGGCUGCUCUGCGAGGAGUACCAAAUAUACCUAGAGUUGAUGUACCAUUACAGUCAAGAGCUUAUGGUUUGGAUGUUCCAGCAGGCGUGAGCCAUCCUGCUUAUGGUUUGGAUGUUCCAGCAGGCGUGAGCCAUCCUGCUUAUGGUUUGGAUGUUCCCGCAGGUGUGAGCCAUCCUGCUUAUGGUUUGGAUGUUCCAGCAGGCGUGAGCCAUCCUGCUUUGGUUGGAUUGGGUGCACUGCCAGCUGGAGCUAGGCCGCGGGGACCUAGCCCUUUGGAAGACCCAGCUCUAGUCCAGAGAAGUUCUUCACUUGGCAAAAGUGUCAGUGUUUCAGAAGUUGAGCGCCCCAAACCCCUUUUGAUUGUCGAUCGGCCAUCAGAAGAUGAAUCCAACAUUCUUUUUGUUGAUGGUCUCCCAACAGAUUGCACCAGGAGAGAAGUAGCUCAUUUGUUCCGUCCUUUCGUUGGCUUCAAGGACCUCAGACUUGUGCACAAGGAGCCCAGACGUAGUGGUGACAAGGCUUAUGCUCUGUGCUUUGUGGAGUUCAGUGACGCAAAAUGUGCAGGGACUGCUAUGGAGGCUCUCCAAGAAUACCGCUUCGACGAGAGGAAGGCCGACGACCCAUUCCUCAAGAUUCAGUUCACAAGGUUCCCGUUCCGACCUCCGCCAUCCCAUGAAGAUCGAAAACGCCCUAGUGCUCGCUGA